UAACUGGCAUCUUACUACCUGUGGAUUUCUGAGCAGCAGCAAAAUGUGAAACUCACCUAAUUACUGCAGAGAGGCCUUGGAGAUGAUUUCUUGAAACUACUAGGAUGCCCAACUGCUUUAAAAAGACCUCAUUUGCCUUGACUGCUGCAUUGAGUUUUGUGUCUUUUCUCUUGAUUGUCAUUGCUAUGGGGACCCAAAAGUGGAUGACUGGCAAAAUCCUUUGUAAAACAGGAGCUGAUUUGGUCAACGCCACAGAUCCAGAGCUAGUCAAGUUCAUUGGAGAUAUUUACUACGGACUCUUUCGGGGGGGCAAAAUACGACAGUGUGGUUUAGGUGGGCGGCGUUCCAAAUUCACAAUCUUCCCUCAUCUGGUGAAAAAGCUGAAUGCAGGCCUUCAUGUGAUGAUUUUAAUCUUCCUUUGUGCGGCCAUUUCCUUUGCUCUGGUCAGUUUUGGAUUCUGCAUUCUCAAUGCAAUAAAAGUUCCAUACCGAGCUAUUAAAGGUCCAGCAGGUAUUUGCCUAUGGAAUUUACUUGCAGGAGGCUUUACAGCACUGGCAGUCGCUAGCUUUAUAGCUGCUGUUAAACUUCAUCGCCUAACAGAAAGAAUUGCCAAUUUCCAGGAAAAUGUCUUUCAGUUUGUAAUUUUGGAAGAACAGUAUGAAAGCUCCAUUUGGCUUUGUGUGGCUAGUGCUACAUCUCAUGUAGUAAAUUUGUUGCUAAUAGCCAUAAGUGGGGUUCGUUUCCCUGAAUUCAAGACUAAAACAGAAGAGGCGACUGUUACAGCAGAAGAUAUCAUGUACUGAUAACCUUCACCUACAUAAAACUAGUUCUACAAAGUGAACUCUCAUGAUAAGAACAGCUCCUUGGUUCUCCAGUUUUUUAACUGGAUGGAGAUUGUUGCUGUCAUGGAAAGUAAAACUGCACUUGCAGAAAUAUACAGUAUUUUUGAGGCCAGUUGUCAGUACCAGCAAUUAAUAUUCACUGCAUGGAAGACAAACUAUAGAAACCUCAUGAUUGAAAAACUAACUAAUAUGAACAACAAUAAAGUUAUUUUCUAGAAUAUUUUUCAUCUUAAAUAUUUUACAUAUUUGAGUUAAAGUAUGUUUUCACCAAAACCAAAAAGUGAACUAUAGGUAAGGAAGAGAAUACAUAAAUCACAAUACUUCGGUCUUUAAUUUACUUGAAUGUAUUUUUAUUUCAAAGCAGGAAGAACAGACACAGGAUUUAAGGUUUUAUCCAGAGUUGCAAGCUAUUUCCUCAGAAUUCUCUAGAAAAUCUGUGAGGGCCAAGUACACCUUGUUUAUUGAUAUGCUACAGAACUGGCAAAGUAAACUCCAUUACCUGGAAGACUGAAAUGUAAGGGAAAGCACCAAGAACUUGUGGAAAGAUUUAGAAACUUAGAAACAAAUAUCAAAAGCUAGACUCUAGAGGAGUGGAAAGAAAAAGAAUAUGGAAUAUUAUAAUAAGAAUAUUCUUAGGGAAGAAUAAUAGCAUCUAAGAAAAGUGAAGAGCUGGAAAGUGAAGAGCUCUCUAGCCAAUGAUGGGCAAAAUGUUUGUACACAGACUCUAAAUAAUAUUAGGAUUGUUAUGAUAACUUGAAGAUUCAUAUUCUGACAGACUUAUGGUCCUCGGGCCUCUGCCAAUUCUUGUUUUUAUCUGAAAUUAAGUACAAAAUGUUGUCUGAUGAAACAGUAUUAAAAUGGAAAAAUGUUAUACUAAAAUGGUUAGAUGUGUGGAAAAUUUUGUUUGUGUGAAAUACCAGCACUACCACAAGCAUUUAAUCAACUGAGUCACAACUGAUGUGUGUUCCCACCUCACCAUCACCUCCCAAAACAAUUCUGGCUGGUUCUGAAUCUUGGGCAUAUAGUUCUGCUUUACUACAUAAUUGCAGACCCCCCUAGUGUUGCUGUAGUUAAGACUGAAUUUAAGCACAAACUUAUCUGCAAAACUUCUUGAGUUUAACUAGCAUAGUGAAACAAACUAGAUUCCUAAACUAUUUAUAGAUGACAAUUACAGAAAAUUGGAUGUAAAGAAUUUAUUU
Messenger RNA from Mauremys mutica (yellowpond turtle), 2041 nucleotides. RefSeq names its product clarin 2 (gene CLRN2). The transcript has 3 exons. NCBI's taxonomy places the organism in Eukaryota, Metazoa, Chordata, Testudines, Geoemydidae. The record is from RefSeq and is a predicted model, not a curated record. Bases 105 to 803 code for a protein of 232 amino acids.